This is a messenger RNA of Staurois parvus, 347 nucleotides long. NCBI's taxonomy places the organism in Eukaryota, Metazoa, Chordata, Amphibia, Anura, Ranidae. The record is from the annotation of a GenBank genome assembly.
CCUAUCAAUGCCAGUCAGUGCCACCUAUCAGUGAUGCCAAUCAGUGCCACCUAUCAGUGCCAGUCAGUGUCGCCUAUUAGUGUCAGUCAGUGCCGCCUAUCAAUACCCGUCAGUGCUGCCUAUCAGUGCUGCCUAACAGUGUCAUGCCAGUCAGUGCCCCCUAUCAGUGCCGCCUAUCAGUGCCAUAUAUGAGUGCUGCCAUUCAGUGCCCAUCAGUGAUGCCUAUCAAUGCCCAUCAGUGCCACCUACCAGUGCCUCCUCAUCAGUGCCCAUCAGUGCCACCUAUCAGUGUCCAUCAGUGCAGCCUAUCAAUGCCCAUCACUACAGCCUCAUUAGCGCACAUCAGU